AUGGAUAAGAGAUCCAUAGAAAAAGAAAAAAAAGAAAAAGUUCAAAAGGAGAAGAUUCUAAAUGAAAUAGCUAUUGUUGCGGGCGCGAUCAAUCGUCACAAACACAAACGAGGGGGAAUAGAUGCUAAAAAUACCAAGAACUUAUCAUUUAAGCCACAUCAUUAUCCAAGAAAUCCCAAACAUCGAUCAAGACAUAUGUCUUUGGUAGUUAGCACAGGACAUACUAGCACAAAUAUAAAUGAUAGUACCCAGCCGGCAUCUUCUGGGUGGAUACAAAAGAAGGAUAGACAUAUCCAAUUGAUUAAUGCCAGUAUCUAUGACAGUACAGCAAAAAAACGAGCUGAAGCAAUCGAAGAAACGCGUUUGUUAAAAAAAAUGAAACGGGAGGAGUUUUUAAAAGAAGAAAAGCCAAAAAACUCUGUAGAAAGCGAUGUGAAAGAAUUAGUGAUUAACGGUGUUAAGUUUUACAUGAAAAAAAAUGGAAACAAACUUAUUCGAGCUAAAGACAAUGAUCCGUCUUUAAAAACAUUGAAAAAAGCUUUUGUUUCGGGUUCUGUUUUUUGGAGAAGUAAGAAUGGAAAUUUAUGGAGUGCAUCUCUUGUAAAAUCAAAAAUUAGGAAAAAUAAAUUACCUAUAAAGAAAAUUGAAAAACAUUGUCAGUAUUAUACACGACUAGGUAUUCUAGUUGAUUUUAAUCCCGUUAAAUUAUUAGAAGUUGAAAUUAAUAAUAAUAUAGGUAAAUGUGUACAAGGCAAAUCUUGUCCUUAUAAACACGAUCCAAAUCAUGUAGCAAUUUGUCCAUUAUUUAUGAAAGGGAAAUGCCAGAACAAAAACUCAUGUGAUUUAUCUCAUGAGCCAACGCCACAUCGUGUUUCUGCGUGUUUACAUUUUUUACGUGGCCGAUGCUCAAAUACUAACUGUUUAUAUGCUCAUGUUAGAGUUAAUCCUUCUGCUCCUGUUUGUAGAGCAUUUGCAAUAGAUGGCUAUUGUGAAAAGGGUAUAGAAUGCCGAGAAAAACAUUUACGGGAAUGCCCUGAUUUUUCUGAAAAGGGCACAUGUUUAAUAAAGAAUUGUCGACUUCCCCAUAUUGAAAGGGCUGCACGCAAGCGCAAAGAAUGUUCUUUAGUUGUUAGUGAUGAUGAAUCUCCUAUAUGUUUUGAAUCUCAUGGUUUAAUUUCAAAUACCAAUAUCCAAUCUACAGAAAAUUCAAGUGAUAAUGAUAUUUCGUUCAAUGAAUUCGAUUCAGAUUCUUUUAGUAUUCCAGAUUCCUCUACAAUUGAUGCUGAUCAAGAUUUCAUUCGUCUAUAA
Pneumocystis jirovecii RU7 is the source of this 1308-nucleotide messenger RNA. RefSeq lists its product as uncharacterized. Bases 1 to 1308 code for a protein of 435 amino acids. Gene Ontology annotation, cellular component: nucleus. The transcript has 5 exons. The record is from RefSeq and is a predicted model, not a curated record. Lineage: Eukaryota; Fungi; Ascomycota; Pneumocystomycetes; Pneumocystales; Pneumocystaceae. Gene Ontology annotation, molecular function: metal ion binding.